Molecule: messenger RNA, 257 nt
Organism: Plectropomus leopardus (leopard coralgrouper)
Lineage: Eukaryota; Metazoa; Chordata; Actinopteri; Perciformes; Serranidae
Source: RefSeq, a predicted model, not a curated record
UUUGUGUCGUGCUGACCUCUGCGAUGUUGUCUCACGUUGAGAAAUACGAGGUGGUCCGACCUCAGAGACUUCAGGGGAGACAGAGGAGGAGCCUGCGGGACAACCAGCUGUAUCCUGAUACGGUUCAGUACGAGUUCACCAUUGAGGGCACAAACCACACAAUUUAUCUGGAAAAAAACAGGAAUCUUAUUGGGAAAGGCUACACUGAAACACAUUAUUCAGAAGAUGGAAAACGGGUGACGACAUCGCCAAACGAG